AUGUCUAAGACCACUAUAAAAAAAAAAGUCGAAAUUAAAGUUCACCUGAUGAAAUCCAAGUUCCUUAGACAAUGGCACCCCAAUCUCACUAACACAUCCACCGACCUUUUGAUCCGACCCGUAAAAAUUCGAAUACCGGUCAAUGCACCCGUCGAGCACCCGAACGAGCUCCGCGGCCAGCGCAUAGCUGACCGCGAAGCCCGCCCCUCCGUAGCCCAUAGUGUACGAGUGCACCACGUCUUGCUCCACGCUUUCCGAGACGCUCCCGAUAUAAUACAUCCUCUCGUGAUCGUAUUUUCCCAAAACGCUCGCCAAAUUCUCGGGGAAAAAAACCGUGUCGUCAUCGCCCAUCACGAACCACCUCACGUCCGCCUGCCCGAGCUCGAAGCUCUCCUUCACAAUUCGAGCCACUCGAACAGCUGA
Striga asiatica is the source of this 423-nucleotide messenger RNA. Lineage: Eukaryota; Viridiplantae; Streptophyta; Magnoliopsida; Lamiales; Orobanchaceae. The record is from the annotation of a GenBank genome assembly.